Molecule: messenger RNA, 1610 nt
Organism: Coffea eugenioides
Lineage: Eukaryota; Viridiplantae; Streptophyta; Magnoliopsida; Gentianales; Rubiaceae
Product: transcription factor FAMA
Exons: 5
Coding region: 207-1439 (410 amino acids)
Biological process (GO): guard cell differentiation; positive regulation of DNA-templated transcription; stomatal complex development
Cellular component (GO): nucleus
Molecular function (GO): DNA-binding transcription factor activity; protein dimerization activity
Source: RefSeq, a predicted model, not a curated record
CUCAUUUUUGUACAGUUGUACCCUAUGUUUCUGAUCUCUCAUGCACUAAAACCCCACUUAUUUUAACUUUUAUCUAUCUGAAUUACUAUUUUCUUCAAUCUCCCAAGGGGGUGGACCAGAGUGAAAUUGCAAGAGGUUUUUUUUUUUUACUAUUACAUGAUUUGAGCUCACUAAGGGUUUCACGGUAAACCUAGUGCAUAUAUAAAAUGGAGAAAGAAGAAAACUACUCAGGUUCCAUUCCUGGAAAUUUCACAGGACUUGACUACACACUAGAACAUCAUCAGCAGAAUCAGCAUCCACAGCUGAUGAAGCCACAGAUUGGAGAAGUAUCGGGUGACGAUGGCAGUAAUCAAAUGGUGGAUUACAUGCUCCACAACACUGCUCAGCAACAGCCUAUGUCUUCUGGCUUUUGUGGUUCAACUUCUUUAGAUAAGUUGAGCUUUGCUGAUGUGAUGCAAUUUGCCGAUUUUGGUCCAAAGUUAGCCUUGAAUCAAGCAAAAACUCCAGAGGAGGAAACUGUCUUGAAUGAUUCAGUUUACUUCCUUAAAUUUCCGGUCUUGAAUGAGAAGUUGCAGGAUGACCGUGAUCAUCAAGCCCUUAUGAUUCCUCGACCUAUCAAUGAAGAAAGCAACUCUAAAGUAGGGGAAGAAGGUGAUCAAAGACCUGAUCAAGAUCAAGCCCGGGGUUUCGGAAACACAUCAGUUCAACUGCAAUUUCUUGGUGAUAACCGAGAAAAGAGUCCUUUAACAACAGAAACUAAGAACAAGAAAAAAAGAUCUAGAACUAUCAAGUCGAGUGAAGAAGUUGAGAGCCAGCGGAUGACUCACAUAGCAGUAGAAAGAAACCGUAGGAAGCAAAUGAAUGAACAUCUUCGAGUUCUUAGGUCUCUCAUGCCUGGCUCAUACGUGCAAAGGGGAGAUCAAGCAUCAAUAAUUGGCGGGGCAAUUGAGUUCGUAAGAGAAUUGGAGCAACUUCUUCAAUGUCUAGAAUCACAAAAAAGGAGGAGGCUAUAUGGAGAUGGUCCAAGACCAAUAGGAGAUUCAUCAUCAUCAAUUCCAAUUCAGCAACCUCAACCCCCAUUUUUUCCUGGCAUGCCUCUUUCUAGUGAUCAAAUGAAGCUUGUUGAAUUGGAAACUGGACUACAUGAAGAAACAGCUGAGAGCAAGUCAUGCUUGGCUGAUGUUGAGGUGAAGCUCUUAGGGUUUGAUGCAUUGAUCAAGAUAUUGUCUAGAAGAAGACCUGGACAGCUUAUUAAGACCAUUGCUGCCCUUGAGGAUUUGCAGCUCAAUAUUCUUCAUACCAACAUAACCACAAUUGAACAGACUGUUCUAUAUUCUUUCAAUGUCAAGGUAGCAAGCGAAGCAAGGUUCACAGCUGAAGAUAUAGCAAAUUCCAUUCAACAAAUUUUCAGUUUUAUCCACGCAAACAGCAGCAUAUGAUGAUGGCGUUUAAUUUAUAUGUGACUAGAGUUGAAUGAUUUUUCUCUGUAGCUUGUACGGUGUAUUGAACAUGUUUUCAGUUUUCCUUUGUGGGCUCAGCUAAAAACUGGCUAGGAGUGUGUAGUACCUCUAUUGGUACAAAUUACAAAAUACAGUACCUUGAAUUGAUUU